Guyanagaster necrorhizus is the source of this 1167-nucleotide messenger RNA. Its product is annotated as pectin lyase-like protein. The record is from RefSeq and is a predicted model, not a curated record. The transcript has 7 exons. Lineage: Eukaryota; Fungi; Basidiomycota; Agaricomycetes; Agaricales; Physalacriaceae. The coding region runs from base 1 to 1167 and encodes 388 amino acids. Gene Ontology annotation, biological process: carbohydrate metabolic process. Gene Ontology annotation, molecular function: polygalacturonase activity.
AUGGUUCAGCGAGGGGCCGUGUGCCAUGUUCAUGCAAGCAACGACUCUUCCGAUGAUGCUCCUGCUAUCCUCUCUGCUUUUGAUCGAUGCGGACAAGGCGGAACAGUUGUGUUACAGGACAAACUCUACCACGUAGAGUCGGUGAUGAACACCACUAACCUUCGGGAUGUUUUGGUCGAUCUCCGCGGGAUCAUGCUUUGGGGAACCAAUAUCACGUACUGGCGCGCAAAUGGGCUGCCAUUGGCAUACCAGAAUAUGACUACGGCGUGGAUGUUCGGAGGGGACAGAGUAAUUUUUCGAGGACAUGGGGUGGGGACGCUUGACGGUAACGGACAGCUUUGGUACGACUUUACCAACGGUGUAUCGAAUUUACCAGGUCGGCCUAUAAGCCUUAUGAUCACCAACACUACAAAUUCGCUCUUUUCGGGUAUCCGAUUUGUGCAAUCUCAGUUCUGGACUAUGGCCAUAAAAAACUCGGAAGAUGUUUUGCUGGAGGGUAUAUAUGUGAAUUCCACCAGCAACAGCUCGGCCCCAGCACGCAACACAGACGGUGUGGAUACGUUCUAUUCAAACCGGAUCACUUUUCGAAAUUGGACCGUUACUGGAGGAGACGAUAAUAUGUCCAUGAAAGCAAAUUCGACUAACAUUUUAAUCCAAGACUCGGUAUUCCAUGGUGGGUUGGGCGUUGCUAUUGGAUCUAUUGGGCAAUAUCCUGGUGUGUUCGAACGGAUAGAGAACGUUACCGCUGAAAGAGUAACGUGCCUUGGAACCCGAUACGCCGGCUACAUCAAGACGUGGACGGGCGUCCAGCAGGGUUAUCCGCCAAAUGGUGGAGGUGGCGGUCUCGGAUACGCCAGGAACAUCACGUUCCGGGACUUCAUCCUCCAAGACCUUACCGAUUCUGUAGCCUAUAUUACUCAGUGUACGUCGUUCUCUGGCGCUACGGGAGAAUGUGACACGUCAUUGUUCCAAAUUUCCGAUGUUACUUGGGCGUCUUCUGUGGGCAAUGUCGAUUCUGGGUAUCUGGCGAAGAUGCAAUGCAGCGGAGCCGCUCCGUGUACUGAGAUACAGUUGGACGGAUUUGACGGCAUAGCAACAACUGGUACUAGUCGCAUUAUCUCAUGUAGUAACGUUUUAGCUCCCAUAGGAUUUAAUUGUACGACAUGA